Rhipicephalus microplus (southern cattle tick) is the source of this 775-nucleotide messenger RNA. RefSeq names its product motile sperm domain-containing protein 1-like. Lineage: Eukaryota; Metazoa; Arthropoda; Arachnida; Ixodida; Ixodidae. Gene Ontology annotation, cellular component: cytoplasm. The record is from RefSeq and is a predicted model, not a curated record.
AUGCGUUACGACGGCGAGGCUGGACGGUUUCAUGAUGGGGCUAGCGGUGAAGGUAUUCCCGAGUACAAGGAUGCCGAACGGGACUUGGAUCCAUACAUGUCAGUGUCCGCGUCUCCAUCUCAGCCGAACGUCUACAUAGACGUGCAGGGUGGCGAUACUCAAGUGCUCACAUUGUUCAACGUCAGUGAACACUCGGUGUACUUUGAGCUGAUUUCAAGUGCAGCGAACCGUUGCAGUGUCACAUGGCGAUCAGAGAUCAUCACACCACACUGCUACACCGAGAUAGUGUUGCAGUACUUUUAUUGGUCUGAAGAAAAUGUGGGCACCAGAGACAAGCUGCGCAUAGUCAUGCGUGAGCAAGGCGGCCACAUCCUUGGCUUCAGAGACGUGGUUGUGAACCUGUGGUCUAACAGCAGCCGCUCUGAUGACCAGAGUGAAGUGGAGUAUGAAGAAUACAUCUUGCAGAUAGGUUCCAGCCCUGCACAGUCACUGCCACAGCAAGGUAGGAGCGAAGACUGGGCCUUAUCUGUACUCAGGCCGCUUCUGCUGUUCUUGGUGGUUGCCUCGGUUGUAGUUCUUCUGUUGCCACUUGAGGGUGCAUAUAGUGCCAGCCACGAGGCCAAGCUGUUCGCUGCAUACGUCCUUGGGUUCUUGACCCAACUCAUCAUUUGUUGUAUGGGCAACUUAUGCCCAACUGAACAGCCAUAAAGUGGAUCAAGUCUACUUCAAGAAAGGGCCGACAUAAAGUUGUGCGACCUGGUUGUCCUGAUGACGU